Messenger RNA from Colletotrichum chrysophilum, 801 nucleotides. RefSeq lists its product as uncharacterized. The transcript has a single exon. The record is from RefSeq and is a predicted model, not a curated record. NCBI's taxonomy places the organism in Eukaryota, Fungi, Ascomycota, Sordariomycetes, Glomerellales, Glomerellaceae. The coding region runs from base 1 to 801 and encodes 266 amino acids.
AUGCGGCACAGAGCCUUCCUUGCCAUCUCAGCUGUGGCCCUCAUGCUUUUCAUGGCUGUGAGUGCCGUUGCUAUUGAUGCCACUGUUGCCAUCACCAACAACGGCAACUUCGAGCACGGCAACAACAACAACCUCAAGCAAUCCGUUGCUCCUGCCCAUAUCAACACCCAGCGUGCCUAUGACUACACCGACAAGUCCACCUCUUCCAUCAAGUCCGCCCCUGCUGUCAACUUGGGCAAGGUUCCUUCCCAGCUUACUCUCGGUCCCCACCUCGCUCCUGCCACCUUCCACCAUGAGAACCCUUUCAACAUCACUGAGGAGGAGGCCAUCAAGCGCGGCAUCAAGCUGAUCCCCAUCGACCCUGAGCACUGGAACGCCCUCCUGACCGCCUCCAACCUCAACAACGCCACCAGCAGCCCCGACAUCUCCGAACUUCGCCGCCGCGAGGUCGAUCCUCCCGACCCGACCGACUGGUGUACUCCGAACAAAGACCCCAGCCAGUGCAUGUUCGGCGCCUGGUGCCACGAGAUGAGCAACAGAGAUGUCCCCAACCGCGCCUGGGUCUUCUACAACGAUUGCGAGCUCACCGGCGACCUCCACCCUUGGACUUGGGGCGUGUGGCACGACAUCUUCUCCGGCCUUCGCUGGGUCACCGUCUUCUUCAUCAACCAGAUGCGCUACCCGACGCUCAAGUACGCCGGCCGCGAGUGGGGCAGCUGGGACGACGGUUGGGAGCUCUACUACCCUUACGGAACGAUGGGAAUGUACUACUACCGUCGCUACUUUGACUGCUCGGGUUGA